AUGUCUCUUUCUAUUAAGAUUUUUUUUCUUCUUUACUUGAGCUGCCUCACAGUUUCCUGCUUUGCAGAGCAAACUUCAACCUUGAUUGUAGAUGCUAAAGGAUCUGUGAGAAAAAUUCCAGAUACUUUCUUUGGAGCAUUUUUUGAGGAGAUCAAUCAUGCAGGAGCUGGGGGAUUGUGGGCUGAGCUGGUGCGGAAUAGAGGUUUUGAAGCUGGAGGCCCCAACGUUCCCUCAGAUAUUUAUCCCUGGUCAAUUAUUGGAGAUGAUUCAACCAUACUCGUCUCAACUGAUCGUAGCUCUUGCUUUGAGAGAAAUAAAAUCGCAUUGCGUAUGAACGUUCUUUGUAAUCAAUCUAAUCCUUGCCCCGCUGGUGGUGUUGGCAUCUCAAAUCCUGGUUUCUGGGGCAUGAAUAUUGAGAAAGGGCAGAAGUACAAAGCAGUCUUCUAUGUCAAAGCACGUGGUGGACUUGAUCUAGACGUUUCGUUUGUUGGAUCUGAGAGAGGUGAAAAGUUGGCUUCACAAAACUUUAGAGCUCCCGGACAUAAUAUUUCAAUGUGGACAAAGAUGGAGACUAUAUUGGAAGCCAAUGAUACAAAUCGUAAUGCAAGUCUUCAAAUAACAACAAGCAAUACAGGAGUUGUAUGGUUAGACCAAGUGUCUGUUAUGCCCUUAGACACAUUUAAGGGUCAUGGUUAUCGAAAGGACCUUUUUCAAAUGGUGGCAGACUUGAAACCAAAAUUUUUCAGAUUCCCUGGUGGCUGUUAUGUUGAAGGAAAUUAUCUAAGAAAUGCAUUUAGGUGGAAAGACACGGUUGGACCAUGGGAGGAGAGACCAGGACACUUUAAUGAUGUAUGGAAUUAUUGGACUGACGAUGGAUUUGGUUUUUUUGAGGGACUCCAAUUCGCUGAGGAUGUUGGUGCAUUGCCAGCAUGGGUGUUUAACAAUGGUCUCAGCCUUAAGGACGAAGUUAAUACAUCUGCCAUAGCACCUUUUAUCCAAGAAGCUCUAGAUGGAAUCGAGUUUGCUAGAGGUUCUCCCAAAUCACAAUGGGGAUCUCUUAGGGCUUCCAUGGGACAUCCUGAGCCAUUUGACUUGAGAAUUGUUGCCAUUGGAAAUGAAGAGUGUGGCAUGUCUAAGUAUCAAGCAAACUAUCUCAAAUUUCACACAGCCAUAAAACAAGCUUAUCCAGAUAUUCAGAUAAUCACAAAUUGUGAUGGUUCUGAGAAACCGUUGGAUCAUCCAGCUGACCUCUAUGAUUUUCAUAUUUAUACAAAUGCUAAAGACAUGUUUUCAAAGUCUACCAAAUUCGACGACGCACCACGAUCUGGUCCAAAGGCGUUUGUUAGUGAGUAUGCUGUUUGGAAGGAUGAUGCUGGAAAUGGAACUCUUCUGGCUGCUGUGGCUGAAGCUGCAUUUCUUAUUGGACUAGAAAGGAAUAGUGACGUCGUUCACAUGGUCAGUUACGCGCCACUCUUUGUAAACACAAAUGACAGAAGGUGGACACCGGAUGCAAUUGUAUUUGACUCUCACCAGCAUUAUGGAACUCCUAGUUAUUGGGUUCAACAUCUUUUUAGUGCUUCAAGUGGAGCCACUUUGCUUAAUACAACACUUCAAAAUUCUACUGACUCCCUAGUUGCAUCAGCAAUUGAGUACACAAACCCUGAGGACAAGAAGAACUACUUGAAAAUAAAAGUUGUAAACUUUGGAAGUGAUCCCCAGAACUUUAGGUUUUUUAUAAGUGGACUGGCUUCAAAUGUGCAGCGAUCUGGAGCAGCUAAGACAGUGCUCACUGGGCCUAACGUAAAAGAAGAGAAUUCCUUCUCAGAACCAAAAAGGGUUGCGCCACAACACACUUCACUUGAGGUUGCUCAUGGGGAUAUGAAUGUUGUACUUUCUCCUUAUUCGGUUACAUCAUUUGAUAUAUUAAAGUAGAC
Glycine soja is the source of this 1934-nucleotide messenger RNA. Its product is annotated as alpha-L-arabinofuranosidase 1-like. The record is from RefSeq and is a predicted model, not a curated record. The coding region runs from base 1 to 1932 and encodes 643 amino acids. NCBI's taxonomy places the organism in Eukaryota, Viridiplantae, Streptophyta, Magnoliopsida, Fabales, Fabaceae. The transcript has 17 exons. Gene Ontology annotation, biological process: L-arabinose metabolic process. Gene Ontology annotation, molecular function: alpha-L-arabinofuranosidase activity.